AUGUCAAAUUGCAGGUACUUAAUUAAUUCAUGCAUUCAAAACCAGACCUUUGGCAUUCUUGAUUUUAGAACAAAACAGUCCAGCAAGACCAGAAGCUAUUAUGUAAGAUGUCAAAAUAGUUUUGAGCAGACCUUAGAUGGAGAGAAUGGUGGCAAUAGGAAGCUUAAAAUCCUCAUUGCAGGUGGGGGUAUUGGGGGGCUAGUUUUGGCACUAGCAGCGAAACAUAAAGGGUUUGAAGUACAGGUCUUUGAGAAGGACUUGAGUGCAGUGAGAGGGGAGGGACAACACCGUGGACCGAUUCAGCUUGUGAGUAGUGCUUUGGCGGUCCUGGAAGCCAUUGACGAGAAUGUUGCAAAACAAAUCAAGGAAGCAGGUUGUGUUACUGGCAAUAGGACCACUGGCUAUACAGACGGUCUUUCAGGUGAAUGGAUUACCAAGUUUGAUCUUUCAUCUCCAGCUGUAAGUAGGGGGCUUCCUCUCACUCUAGUAAUAUGCAGGACGGCACUGCAAGAUAUCUUACUCAAUGCUGUUGGGUUGGACAUUGUGAGAAAUAAAUCUAAAGUGGUGGACUUCCUUGAAGACCCUAGCAAGGUCACUGUGAUCCUUGAAGAUGGCCAGCAAUAUGAUGGUGAUGUUUUAAUAGGAGCUGAUGGAAUAUGGUCAAAGGUGCGCGCAAAAUUAUUUGGGGAACGGGAAGCAAAAUAUUCAACUUACACAUCCUACAGUGGAGUGACAAACUUUGUGCCACCAUAUAUUGAUAGUGUUGCUGCUUUGUUGCAACAGAUGUUGGGAAUGGAAAGAUACAAUGGUAAAAAGAAGAGGCUCCUCGAGAAAUUUGGUAACUGGUGUCCUGAAGUGGUUACACUAAUUCGAAAAACACCAGAGUCCAUGAUUUUACGGAGAGAUAUCUAUGAUAGAGACAUGAUGUACACCUGGGGAGCCGGGCGUGUUACUCUGCUAGGUGAUGCUGCUCAUCCAAUGCAGCCGAAUCUUGGCCAAGGGGGUUGCAUGGCAAUUGAGGACUGUUACCAACUUAUACAUGAGCUUGUUCAAGCUUCCGAAAGUGACUCAGAUGUUCAAAUAUCGGAAGAAAUUGUCCUAGCACUAAGAAGGUAG
Prunus armeniaca (apricot) is the source of this 1116-nucleotide messenger RNA. Lineage: Eukaryota; Viridiplantae; Streptophyta; Magnoliopsida; Rosales; Rosaceae. The record is from the annotation of a GenBank genome assembly.